AUGGUAAAUAUAUUUGAUGAAGUUAGAAUAAUUUUUAGAGGUCCUUGUGAACGUCUUUUCAUAGCUUAUAAGCCUUUUGGUUGGCAUGUUUGUUCUCCUCAGAAGAAGAAGUUUAGUGAAUCUCUUUCUUCAGUUAUUGGAGCAAGUCUUGGGAUUCCCGAAGAUUCCAUUAAAUUCCCAAGUAAACUCAAAAUUAACCAAAAUGGACUAGUAAUUGGUACUACCGACUCUGCCAUGUACUCACAAAUUACAAGAAUUAUUGAAAAUAAACAAUGUACCAAAUGUUACACUUGUUUAAUUGAUACAAAUUCAAGUAUUUUUAAUCACAUUGGAAAGGGAAUUUCAGAAUUAAAUGGAACCAUUCGGUUUAAUUUAUUACAAAAGAAAUCGCAAUUUGAACCAAAUUUACACAUUUCUAACAUUCAAGUUACUUUAGAGGAUUCCAUUUUAAGUCAAGACACUGGACUUAAAUCUAUGAAAUUUAAACUCACUAGCUUGGAACAUCUUUCUAACCCUGAAAAUGCCAUGAAUUGGCCCGAAACUAACAUGAAAUCUCUCUCUACAUAUACUAAUUUACUAGAAAAUAAUUAUUCAUUGGAAUUUCAAAAUAAAUGCCUAUUCGAACUUCAAAAUAAAUAUUUAUUAGAACUCCAUAAUAAAUACCUAUUGGAACUUGAAGUUAAUGAUAAAAUUCUAGACAAGAAUUUAGAAGAAAUUCUUGACCAAUUGGGUAUAAACAUAUCAAACAAAUUUCAUACUAUAACACUAAAUACUAUUCAACUUCCACAUCCAAUUUUAAAAGAUAAAAUAAUCACGGCCAAAAUUAAUUUUCCACUAGAGAAUUUUCUCUCAAUUUAA
This is a messenger RNA of Theileria annulata, 858 nucleotides long. RefSeq lists its product as uncharacterized. The transcript has a single exon. The record is from RefSeq and is a predicted model, not a curated record. Lineage: Eukaryota; Apicomplexa; Aconoidasida; Piroplasmida; Theileriidae. Bases 1 to 858 code for a protein of 285 amino acids.